AAAACAGAAACAGGGAACCAGAGCCUUUCAAAUGGAAGGAACUGAAAAGCCAUAUUUUCCAUUCUGUCAUUUUAUAGAUAAAGAAACAGAAGCUGAAGAAGAGUUUGUCCUAGGCCAUUGCCCAGGAAUCAGUGAGAACAAAGUUCUCCCCGUGGGACACCGUUCUUCCAUGGCUCAGGACACACCCCUGAGUCAAGCCAACAGGAAAUCUUUCUGAGGGCAGACUUUUAAGAAGACUCUCCUUGCCUGUGUGCUGUUUUCACCGUCCAGCUUCCUGGCGUGGACCUAUACCCAAGGACCCUGAGAAAAGACACAGAUGAGCAUGGCAAGUGUCCGUUGCAAGCUGGCCCGUUACCUGGAGGAUCUGGAGGAUGCAGACUUUAAGAAGUUCAAGAUGCACUUACAAGACUAUCCUUCUCAGAAGGGGUGCAGCCCACUCCCUCGGAGUCAGACAGAGAAAGCCGACCACAUGGAUCUGGCCACUCUGAUGAUUGACUUCAACGGUGAGGAGAAGGCAUGGGCCAUGGCAGUGUGGAUUUUUGCUGCAAUCAACAGGAGAGACCUUUAUGAGAAAGCUAAGAGGGAUGAACCAGAAUGGGAUAAUGCACAUGUGGUAUACCGGGAAGAAAGCCUUGAAGAGGAGUGGAUGGGUUUAUUAGGGUAUCUGUCCAGAAUCUCUAUUUGUAAAAAAAAGAAAGAUUACUGUAAGAAGUACAAAAAACACGUGAGGAGCAGAUUCCAGUGUAUUAAAGACAGGAAUGCCCGUCUGGGUGAGAGCGUGAACCUCAAUAAACGCUACACGAGGCUGCGUCUUGUCAAGGAACACCAGAGCCAGCAGGAGAGGGAGCAUGAGCUCCUGGCCAUUGGCAGGACUUCAGCCAAGACGCUGGACAGCCCCAUGAGUUCCCUGAGUAUGGAAUUGCUGUUUGAGCCUGACGACCAACACUCGGAGCCUGUUCACACAGUGGUAUUCCAGGGAGCAGCAGGCAUUGGGAAAACCAUACUGGCCAGGAAGAUCAUGUUGGACUGGGCAUCAGAGAAGAUUUACCGGGACAAGUUUGACUAUUUGUUUUAUAUCCACUGUCGGGAGGUGAGCCUUGGGACACGGAGGAGCCUGGGGGACCUGAUCGUCAGCUGCUGCCCUGACCCAAACCCACCCAUAUACAAGAUUGUGAGCAAGCCCUCCAGGAUUCUCUUCCUCAUGGAUGGCUUCGAUGAGCUGCAGGGCGCCUUUGAUGAGCACACGGAGGCUCUCUGCACAAACUGGCAGAAGGUGGAGCGAGGAGACAUUCUCCUGAGCAGCCUCAUCAGAAAGAGGCUACUUCCUGAGGCCUCUUUACUCAUCACCACAAGACCCGUGGCCCUGGAGAAACUGCAGCAUUUGCUGGACCGUCCCCGUCAUGUGGAGAUCCUGGGUUUCUCAGAGGCCAAAAGAAAGGAAUAUUUCUUCAAGUAUUUCUCUGAUGAGCAACAAGCCACAGAGGCCUUCAGGCUGAUUCAGGAGAAUGAGAUCCUUUUUACGAUGUGCUUUAUCCCCUUGGUCUGCUGGAUUGUGUGUACUGGGUUGAAGCAGCAGAUGGACAGCGGCAAGAGUCUUGCCCAGACAUCUAAGACCACCACUGCAGUGUAUGUCUUCUUCCUCUCCAGUUUGUUGCAAUCCCGCGGAGAGAACCAGAAGCACCAAGUCUCUGCCAACAUCCGGGGUCUCUGCUCAUUGGCUGCAGAUGGAAUCUGGAACCAGAAAAUCCUGUUUGAGGAGUGUGACCUUAGGAAUCAUGGCCUUCAGAGGGCCGAUGUGUCUGCUUUCUUGAGGAUGAACCUAUUCCAAAAGGAAGUGGACUGUGAGAAAUUCUACAGCUUCAUCCACAUGACUUUCCAGGAGUUCUUUGCUGCCAUGUACUACCUGCUGGAAGAGGAGGAACAGGGAGGGAUGAGGAACCUGCCAUGGAGUAGUUCUAAGCUUCCCAACCGAGAUGUGACCGUCCUUCUUGAAAACUACGGCAAAUUUGAAAAGGGGUAUCUGAUUUUUGUUGUCCGUUUCCUCUUUGGCCUUGUAAACCAGGAGAGAACCUCCUACUUGGAGAAGAAACUGAGUUGCAAGAUCUCGCAGCAAAUCAGGCUGGAGCUGCUGAAAUGGAUUAAAGAGAAAGCCGAGGUCAAAAAUCUGCAGAUCCAGCCCAGCCAGCUGGAGUUGUUCUACUGUUUGUAUGAGAUGCAAGAGGAGGACUUUGUGCAAAAGGCCAUGGGCCAUUUCCCCAAAAUUGAGAUCAGUCUCUCUACCAGAAUGGAUCAUGUGGUUUCUUCCUUUUGUAUUGAGAACUGUCACAGUGUGGAAUCACUUUCACUGAGGCUGCUUCACAACUCCCCGAAGGAAGAGGAGGAUGAGGAUGAGGAAGAGGAAGGGCACUCUGAGGUGGAUCACUGUGUCCUCCUAGAUCCUCAUGCUGCCUAUACUCACCAGUUGGUGAAUUGUCAUGUCACCGUCAGCCUUUGGCAGAGUCUCUUCUCGGUCCUGAGCACUAACUCACUGAACCUCACUGAACUGAACCUCAGUGACAAUGCUCUGGGGGACCCAGGGAUAAAGGUGUUAUGUGAAAUGCUCCAGCAUCCUGGCUGUAAUAUUCGGAGACUGUGGUUGCGGCAGUGUUGCCUUUCCUAUCAGUGCUGCUUCAACAUCUCCUCGGUCCUGAGCAGCAACCAGAAGCUGGUGGAAUUGGACCUGAGCCACAACACCCUGGGAGACUUUGGAAUUAGACUUCUUUGUGUGGGGCUGAGACAUCUAUUCUGCAAUCUGAAGAAGCUUUGGUUGGUCGGUUGCUGUCUCACCUCAGCAUGUUGUGAGGACCUUGCAUCCGUCCUGAGCACCAGCCAGUCCCUGACCAGACUCUACUUGGGGGAAAAUGCCCUGGGAGACGCAGGAGUUGGAAUUUUAUGUGAAAAAGCAAAGCAUCCACAAUGUAAGCUGCAGAAACUGGGGUUGAUGAAUUCUGGCCUUACAUCAGGUUGCUGUCCAGCUCUGUCGUCAGUGCUCAGCACUAACCAGAAGCUCACACACCUUUACCUACGGGGCAAUGCUCUUGGAGACACGGGGGUGAAGCUGCUCUGUGAGGGCGUCUUGCACCCCAACUGCAAGCUUCAGAUAUUGGAAUUAGAUGGCUGUGGCCUCACCUCACACUGUUGCUGGGAUCUUUCCACACUUCUGACCUCCAACAAGAGCCUGCGGGAGCUGAGCCUGGGUAGUAAUGACCUGGGUGAUCUAGGGGUCAUGCUGCUCUGUGAAGUGCUAAAACAGCAGGGCUGCCUCCUAAAAAGCCUGAAGUUGUGUGAAAUGUAUUUCAAUUAUGAUACAAAAUGUGCAUUAGAAACACUUCAAGAAGAAAAGCCUGAGUUGACCAUUGUCUUUGAGCCUUUUUGGUAGUGAUAGACGUCGGCUGCCAGAUGCCAGCAUUUUGGCUCCCUGCCGUCCAGGUGUGGACAAGUGGGAGUGAGCGCUCCUCCAUCCAGGGUGAAGACCAUCACUCCACGAUGCCUCUGGUCCAGUGUGGGACAGCGAAAUCUUGCUGAUGGUGCAUUUUACAGAGAAUGUGAGCAUCUGCUUUACCCGUGGCUUGAAGACACCAGGACAAUGAAAUCAUCCAAAUGAGGUGGUUCUCAUUAUAGAACCUCAGUCAGAGGAUAUGUUCCUUUUGGUGACCUCAUAUAACUAACUCAUUUAAUAAAGCACUUUUUCUGUGUUUCUUUUUCUCUUCUUACUCUCCCUCAAUCUCCUUUCCCUCAUAUCUUUUUUUACCCAUCUUUGUUCUGUUUACUUUAACCCAUAUCACCAUUAUCACCCACUCCUAUCUUUCUAACUAUAACAAAACUAGUAAACUAUAUAUUAUGUUGCAGUUUUGUAGCAGCAACUUAUUUAUUUUUAAUUUUUGUAACAGUUCUAUUUUCUAAUAAAAUAAUUCGUGUU
This is a messenger RNA of Mirounga angustirostris (Northern elephant seal), 3958 nucleotides long. RefSeq names its product NLR family pyrin domain containing 3 (gene NLRP3). Lineage: Eukaryota; Metazoa; Chordata; Mammalia; Carnivora; Phocidae. Gene Ontology annotation, molecular function: sequence-specific DNA binding; DNA-binding transcription factor binding. The transcript has 11 exons. The record is from RefSeq and is a predicted model, not a curated record. Gene Ontology annotation, cellular component: cytoplasm; NLRP3 inflammasome complex. Gene Ontology annotation, biological process: negative regulation of acute inflammatory response; inflammatory response; negative regulation of non-canonical NF-kappaB signal transduction. Bases 317 to 3418 code for a protein of 1033 amino acids.